ACCUUUGGAGUCAAGUCAAUCGUCUUCUUCAUCUAUCACCGGCAUAUAUUCCCAACACUUCCAUGUACCAUCCACCCGUCACAAAAAGCUCCAAUGACCACCAUCACACCAUUCCUCCUUCUCCUUACAAUCUCCGUUUCCGUCGCUGCAAUUAGCGACCACAAUUUCCGCGGCGCUGUUUUCGACGUAAACUCCAAAUUCUCCGGCGAAAAACGGUCACUUACUCUUUUUAAAGCUCACGAUAACCUCCGUCACCUCCAGAUUCUCGCUUCCGGUGUUGAUUUACCGCUCGGUGGAACCGGUCGUCCUGAUACCGUCGGCCUGUACUAUGCCAGAAUUGGAAUCGGAACGCCACCAAAAGAAUAUUAUGUGCAAGUAGACACAGGAAGCGAUAUAAUGUGGAUCAAGUGUAUAGGAUGUAGUGAAUGCCCGAAAAGAGGCUAUCAUGGGUUGGAACUUUCACUGUAUGACCUGGAAGAUUCGUUCACAGGGAAACUGGUUACAUGCUCUUCAGAGUUUUGUGCAGAGAUCAAUGGCGGUGCGGUUACUGGUUGUAAAGCCAAUGCGACAUGUCUUUACAAUGAGGAUUAUGGCGAUGGUAGUUAUAGUAUCGGUUACUUUGUUAUGGAUGUUGUUCAGUAUGAUAGUGUGUCGGGUGACUUGGAAACUAAACUGGCAAACGGAAGCGUUAUAUUCGGGUGCGGUGUCAAACAAUCGAGUAACCUAGGGUCGUCAGAGGAAGCACUUGACGGGAUUCUUGGUUUCGGAAAAUCAAAUUCGUCAGUCAUUUCUCAAUUGGCUUCAUCGGGGAACGUGAAUAAGAUGUUUGCACAUUGUCUAGAUGGCGACAAUGGUGGUGGCAUUUUCGCAAUUGGGCAUGUUGUUCAACCGAAAGUUAAUUCUACACCUUUGAUCCAAGAUGAGCCUCAUUACUCUGCCAAUGUUACGGGAAUUGAAGUUGGUACCCAGUUCUUAAAUCUUUCAACAAAUACACACGGUAUGGGGGACAAGAGAAGAACGAUUAUCGAUAGUGGUACUACAUUGGCUUAUCUUCCCGAUGCAAUAUAUAAGCCCAUGAUAAACGAGAUAGUUGCGGGACAGCCUGAGUUGAGAUUACAUACACUUCAUGAACAAUAUACAUGCUUUGAAUACUCGGGAAGUGUUGACGAUGGAUUUCCGGCCGUUACUUUCUAUUUCGAAAAUACACUUUCUUUGAAGGUUUAUCCUCAUGAUUAUUUGUUUGUCGAGGAAGAUUUCUUGUGUUUUGGCUGGCAAAACAAUGGCCUGGAUUCCUUAAGUACUAUGGACACGAUUUUAUUGGGAGAUUUGGUACUGUCAAAUAAGCUGGUGUUGUAUGAUCUUGAAAACCAAACAAUUGGUUGGACCGAGUAUAAUUGCUCUUCAACCAUCAAACUAAGGGAUGAAAUCACUGGAUCGGUGCAUUUAGUCGGUCCACAUUCUAUACCAUCUGCUGGCAGCCGGAUUGCUCGUAGACAUUUACUAUCUUUAUUAGUAAUCGCUCUAAUUCACCGUAUUGUAUCUUGAUUCCCGAGGUUACUAAUGGUGGGUAGCGGUAAAUACGCGAUAUAUAUAGUAAAGAAAUAGGCAAACAUAACACAGGUAUUGAAUCCAUUGAUUGGUAGCAUGUCAAAGAUCAGACACCGACACCAACACAGAAUUGGAUUGAAGCAAAAAGAUAGAUUUUGUAAAUAAAUUUCACAAUCUGGUUAUGGGGUUCUGUGAAAGUUGUAAAGGAGUUUUUGGUCUUUUUUUUGCUCUAAAUCUCUUUCAUGAAACUCUGUUUCUUGUUUAUGUGACAAAUCCUUUUCUUGGGCUAUUGGGUCAUUUGUAUACUGUUAGAUUGUAAAUGCUAGUGAAAAAUUGAUUUAUUUUG
Messenger RNA from Helianthus annuus (common sunflower), 1894 nucleotides. Its product is annotated as aspartic proteinase-like protein 2. Lineage: Eukaryota; Viridiplantae; Streptophyta; Magnoliopsida; Asterales; Asteraceae. The record is from RefSeq and is a predicted model, not a curated record. Gene Ontology annotation, molecular function: aspartic-type endopeptidase activity. Gene Ontology annotation, biological process: proteolysis. The transcript is spliced from 10 exons. The coding region runs from base 94 to 1545 and encodes 483 amino acids.